ACUUAUUUCGCAGCAACAGUCAGAGAAGGAUUAAAAAAUAAAAAAAUGGCAAUGGCAAUGGUGAGAUCUGGUUUCCUGAGAACGGCUCUUCGCGGAGGUUCUAGAGCACCUGCUGCUUCUCCUAAGCGCGGAUUCGCUUCUUCAGGCCAUCACGACGAUGCCUAUGAGACGGCCAAAUGGGAGAAGAUUACAUAUUUAGGCAUCGCUACAUGCACUGUACUAGCUAUUUAUAGCCUCUCAAAAGGUCAUCACCACCAUGAAGAGCCUCCACCGUACCCAUAUUUGCACAUUCGCAACAAGGAGUUCCCAUGGGGUCCAGAUGGUCUUUUUGAGAAAAAGCAUCACUAGGGCAUCUGAUGGCGUAUUUCAUGGGGAUGUUCAGAUACCUUCCGGGGACUACCCUUCUUUAGCUCUUAUAUUCUGUCAAAUGAUUUAAUGACAAUCAUGAAUGUUUGUUUGUUUGCUUGUUAAUGUUAAGAUUGCCAUUUGCUAUUUUCAAUUAUGGAUCUAAAGACUAGCUUGAUGCAAGUUGUUCAGCCUUUUCAAAUGGUGUGGGUAAAACUCAGCUUGCAAAUAAUGAGGCUGAUGAAUGUUAUAAAUUAGCCCUUUGUUAUCCUU
Molecule: messenger RNA, 618 nt
Organism: Mangifera indica (mango)
Lineage: Eukaryota; Viridiplantae; Streptophyta; Magnoliopsida; Sapindales; Anacardiaceae
Product: cytochrome c oxidase subunit 6a, mitochondrial-like
Exons: 4
Coding region: 46-348 (100 amino acids)
Biological process (GO): mitochondrial electron transport, cytochrome c to oxygen
Cellular component (GO): mitochondrial inner membrane
Molecular function (GO): enzyme regulator activity
Source: RefSeq, a predicted model, not a curated record